This is a messenger RNA of Dimorphilus gyrociliatus, 5013 nucleotides long. The record is from the annotation of a GenBank genome assembly. Lineage: Eukaryota; Metazoa; Annelida; Polychaeta; Dinophilidae.
AGUUUAUUUCCGUUUCCUGUGGCAACACCAAACUUUGUAAAUCUUUCACAACUGCGAAACGAGGAAACUUAAGAUAUGUCGCGGAAUGAGAUUGAAAUGGAUUAUCAUCCGAGCUGGAGUAGACAAGCAAGUCGAAUGAGUACAAAAACUUCAAGAUCCAGUGAAACAAAGCCUCCGAUUGGCAAACGGGUUAUUAAUGGUAUAUCAGAGUUUUUUGGAGUAGUUGAUACCGAUCCCGCGGAAAAUGAAUCGUGGAAAAAUAGAAAAAUUCGAUUGGCGUCAUCUCAUGGUAAACUUGACUCAGGAAAGGGAGAAGAUUACCUAAACAAAGGAUAUUAUGAUACUACGGACAACGUAUUUUUAUCUUCUCCUACAUAUAAUAGAGAUAUUAGCAGAAAAUCUGAAGAGCAUAAAGUUUAUAGAGGAAUUUCCACAGCAUCAGGCACUUAUAAAAGAUGCUUAUCUUCCCAAAAACAACGUCGUGGACGCACAAAAGAGUCAGUUCUUAAAAUGACUGUAAAUGGUAUACGGAAUUUGACGACUCCCGUAAAAAAGUCUGAGAGGAAACCGCGUAUGCAUAGCAGGAGCUUUACACCUGCUAGCUUAUCAUCAUUUCAUGAAGAUUAUCUAGUGGACUCUGAAAAAAGUCGAUUAUCAAUUACCGAUGCCCUUUUUGAGGAUGGGUUUUUCAGGGUUGCCACACCAACGUCCCCCCUACCUACAAAUACUUUAAAUCAAAAAAUUUCUUUUCAACCAAAGACCAUUCCAAGGAGGGGAGAAGGAGACGUCGUCGACAGUGGAGGAUCUCGGCUGAUAGCUCCCGAAGAAGCUCGCCCAGUUAAAGCGGGAUGGCAAAUAGGAAGAUCAAAACCUGCAGACGUGCCUGAUACCCCUUUUGACUUUGUGGAUAGUCCUUUUGCCGAAAUGAAAAAAAUUACAAGCAACAUGAUGGAUAGCGCCUUAAAAUCAAACGAAAAAAGGUCUGUAGGUGUUGGCUUUGUUGGAAGAUGUUUUGGCCGAGAGUAUAAAAAAGGAGUUGAUCGAAAUGAAGAUAUUAGAAAGCAAAUUGAUGAAAUGGAUUUAUACAGACCUUAUUUUACGUAUUGGGUGUGCACCGUGCAGAUAUUAGUAUUCAUUGUUGCUGUAUCUGUGUAUGGAUUUGCACCAAUUGGUUUUUCAGAAAAAGAAAUUAAAGGAGAAGUUAUAACAGUAAGCUUAGCGUAUCAUCAAGUUUCCUAUUUCGAAAAAGAAAACUUAUGGAUUGGUCCUAGAACGGCUGAUCUGAUUCAUUUGGGAUCGAAAUAUUCACCCUGCAUGAGGAAAGAUGAGAGUAUUGAAAGUGGGAUAAAUAAAGCUAGAGAGAUAGAGAAGAACACGGCCUGUUGUAUCAGAAAUGACGAUUCUGGAUGCGUCCAAACCGAUGAAGAGUCUUGCUCCAAUAUUCUAUCAUCUUGGCAAAAAUGGACUAAGGAUAAGCCUGGAAGUCAAGGGCUUACUUCUGGUUCCGUGUGUGGCCAAGAUCCAGAACUUUGUGACGACCCAGCCUCCAGUGGAUCAUUUAAAUGGAAAGAUGAUAUCACUACCUGGCCUAUUUGCAAAAGUACUCGAAACGCAUCCAAAUCGGAUGCAACAAAACGACAUAUGACUUGCGGACUUGUUGGUCGUCCUUGUUGUUUAGGAGUUAAAGGAAAAUGUAUGAUAACAACAAGAGAGUAUUGUGAUUUUAAGAGAGGAUACUUUCAUGAAGAAGCUACUCUUUGUUCUCAAGUGUCUUGCAUGAAUGAAAUAUGUGGUAUGAUAGAUUUUUGGGAUCCUAACAGACCGGAUCAGUUUUAUCGAUUGUUUACAUCUCUCUUUCUGCAUGGAGGAGUGGUUCAGCUUAUCAUUACUCUUUUGUUUCAAUUUUUUAUUAUGAGAGAUUUAGAAAAACUCGCUGGUUGGUUAAGAAUUGGUAUAAUUUACAUAGGAUCUGGUAUUGCAGGAUCUUUAAUGUCUGCAAUAUUCUUACCCUAUUAUGUUGAGGCUGGACCUUCCGGCUCCCAAUUUGGCCUUUUAGCUUGCCUUUUUGUUGAAGUUUUCCAAUCUUGGCAGAUUUUGGCAAGUCCCUGGAAAUCGUUGCUAAAACUGGGGUUGAUUUUAUUAGUACUCUUCAUUGUUGGCCUUCUCCCUAUGAUUGAUAACUAUGCCCACAUAGCUGGUUUCUUUUUUGGGCUGUUAUUAGCGUUUGCUCUAUUGCCAUAUCUUAAAUUUGGAAAAUUUGAUAAAACGAGAAAGUUAAUAACAAUAAUCGUAUCUUUACUUAUAGCGAUAGUGCCAUUUGAAGAAUUAGCCGGCUUAUUAGAGAAGAUCAGCCGUAAAUCGGGUACAGAAACAAAGAAGGACUUAUUAAGAUUGUUUUUUGAGAAAUGGAGAGCGUCUCACCAAAAAAUUCAUGAAGAUGAUAAAGAUUCGAAGGAUUCAGUAUACCCAGCUAUGCGUCUGAUGCUACCCCAAUUAGAACGAGAAAGAGAUGCAUAUGGUAUGAAGGAGCACACUUUAGGGAAAUACUACAUCGACAUUCUCGGUUUGGGGGGAAGUUCUGCUAAAAAAUUACUGAAUUAUCGAGCUCCGACGAAUAAAAAGGGUACUCAGGAUUCAUCUGGAGACUUUGCCGCAGUUGCCUACUUUAUAUUAAAAAGUAGAUUACCCGAAAAGGGAGACUUAAGCAUUAGCGAAGUGAACGAUCAGUUGGACAAAAUAUCACAUGGCCAUGCCAAUAAAGAAAAAUCACAAAUUAAAAAUGCUUUAACAUUCCUAUUAACUCACACAUCGCCUUUACAACACAAAUGGUUAAUAAGGAUGCUUUUGAAAGAUAUGAAAAUUGGAAUGAGUCAGACAACUAUUCUUAACGCUUAUCAUAAAGACGCCGAUGAUCUAUUUAAUGUUAAAAUGAACCUUCGAGAAGUUUGUGAAUUGCUACGUGAACCGUCGAAACAUCUUCAUGAAAUUGAAGUAUCACUUUUUGCUGCUUUCAGACCUAUGUUGGCAGAUCGUGCUCAGCCGCAAAAUGCUUUAGAAUCUUUAAAUACACCCUUGUACUAUAUUGAAACAAAAUACGACGGAGAACGAAUUCAGUUGCAUAAAGACGGAGAUGAAUAUCGAUACUUUUCACGUAAUGGGCACGAUUACACUCUAAGCUUUGGUAAAACUCCCUACGAUGGAUCAUUGACUCCAUAUAUAUCUCACUGUUGGCCUGAUGAUAUUGAGACUGUUAUUCUUGAUGGAGAAAUGGUAGGCUACGACUCCACGACAAAAACAAUUGGAUCAAAAGCGGAUAGUUUUGAUGUGAAAUCAGCAUCUGGUGAAGGCGACUUAUAUCCUUGCUUUGUAGUAUUUGAUAUUCUUUUGAAAAAUAAAAAGGUUCUAACGAAUCUUCCUUUGAGAGAGAGAAAAAAGGAAUUAGAAGGAGCCUUCUGUCCAAUAGACGGACGUAUAGUGUUGACAGUUACAGCUGAGGCGACCUCGAAUAAUGAAUGUAUAAAGGCGCUGAAUGAUGCUAUAGAUAAUCGCUACGAAGGGAUAAUGAUCAAGUCACCAGAAUCUGUUUACAAGCCCCACUCAAGAAAAGCUGGGUGGUUUAAAAUCAAGCCUGAGUACGUCGGAGGAUUAAUGGAUGAAUUAGACGUUUUAGUUGUCGGAGGUUCAUUCGGAAGUGGACAUAGAUCUGGAAUCUUGUCACAUUUUCUAUGCGCCGUCGCCGAUACUGAAGGAGUGAUAAAUGAAAACACAGUUUUUCAUUCUUUUUGUAAAGUAGGAAGUGGCUACUCUCAAAAGGAGUUGUUAGAAUUUAAUAGAAAAAUUAAAGAUCACGUCAAAGAUGCCAAGAAAGGAAUUCCCAGCUGGUUAGAGUUAGCUUCUGGUCGACAAAAGCCUGAUUGCAUAAUAGAACCAUCCAAAUCUGCAAUUUUACAAAUAAAGGCAGCAGAAAUAGUGGAAUCGGAUCAAUAUAGGACUGGGUGUACUCUAAGAUUCCCGCGAGUGAUGAAAAUAAGGGACGAUAAAAGUUGGACAGAUAGUAUGACGGUUGAAGAGUUAAAACAACUACAAAAACAAGGAAAGUUGUACGGUAAGAAACAUAUGGAAGAAGACGACGGCUUAAACUUCGAAGAUGAACCUAAAACUAAACGAAGACGAGGAGGUGGUACAAAACGAAUUGUUAAGCCUACAGUAGCCGCGCAUCUGAGAGGUGUUGACGUUGAUACCGUGGAAAAGUUGGAUGAGCUUCUCCUGGGAAAAGAAUUUUGUGUGGUGAACGCUGAAAGGAAUCAAAGCAAGAUUCAAUUGGAAAGUGAUAUUGUUGCUCAUGGAGGAACAGCCGUUCAACAUCCUGGUGAGAAUACAUGGUGUUGUCUAGCUGCAAAAACUAGCGUCAGGGUGAAAAAUAUGAUAGCUAGUAAGCAACAUGAUAUAGUCAAAGUGGAAUGGUUAUUAAGUUGUUUCGAACAACAAAAACUUCUUUCAUGGUCUCCUAAAGAUAUGAUUUUUGCAAAAUCAAUAACCACCAAUCAAUUAGCAGAAAGAUUUGAUGAACAUGGCGACAGUUUCACAAGUGACAUCAAUGAUAUUGAUUGUCUAAAAGAUAUUUUUCGACAAGUCAAGUCGACUUGCCGCCUGAAUUAUAAGGAAAUUGCUGAAGUCGAAGAAGAAUAUUUUCCUCAUGACUGCCGUUACGGACUUUUUCGUCUGUGUACUAUUUACGGCGACUCGUACGAAGUUUUAUCGGAUGAAAACACUGCUCGAAGCGAAAGUUCUCUUCCAGCCUACUUGUAUUUAGCAUCAGUAUAUGGAGCAAAUAUAUCGAGUCGCCUAGACAAAUCGGUUACACACGUGAUAGUAGAAAACGAUGAUCAUUUUAAUGAUUUGAAUAUUGUAAAUCGAUCUAGAAGGCAGAAAUUUCGCAUAGUAAGAAAAGAUUGGAUCGACGAGUGCGUGAAAGAGGGAAAACUUUUAGAUGAAUCAAAUUUUAAAGCUUGA